Molecule: messenger RNA, 534 nt
Organism: Lathyrus sativus (Indian pea)
Lineage: Eukaryota; Viridiplantae; Streptophyta; Magnoliopsida; Fabales; Fabaceae
Source: the annotation of a GenBank genome assembly
AUGGAUAUGUCGAAUUAUUCGCAAUACAAUAGUGAAAGCGAAUCCGGUUGGACUAACUACUUGAACCAUUCCUCUUUUUCUGCAAAACAUUUCAAUAGCAAAAGUGUUGAUUACGGGGAUUAUGAAGGAAAAGGAGUAACAAUAGAGGAAAGGGAUGAGGAAGAAGAUUUAUCCAUGGUUUCUGAUGCUUCUUCUGGCCCUCCACACUAUCAUGUAGAGGAAGAUUAUCAACAAAACUACUGUGUAAAUUGGAAUAAUUCUUCAAGUUCUAAAGAAUCCAAAAAGAAGGUCAAUGAUUACCGUAGAAAAAGUCAACAAUCCUCACCUCUUGAUGACACUGCUAGCUCCCAUGUUCUUAACUAUCCCAAGAAGAAAAUCAGUUUCUCUGUGAAUGGAGCAGUGGAGAAUAAUAAUAAUAAUACAAUUGAUUUUUCCCCUUGUUUCUCUGCAACAAGAACAAAGAGAAAGACUAAAUUCCAGAAGCGUUCACAAGCUUCCGGGGAACCAGGUGGUUUUAAUGAAGAAAGGAAAUGA